AUGGCUAACUUCUCCUCGCACCCCGAGCCCAACGCGUCCUGCGCGCCCUGCGCGGGCAGAGGGGCCCCGUGGCCCAACGCCUCCGCCCCACAGCUGCUCCCCGACUUCUACCUGGCCGUGCCCAUCAUCUACUCCCUCAUCUGCGCCGUGGGGCUGACGGGCAACACCGCCGUCAUCUACGUGAUCCUGCGGGCCCCCAAGAUGAAGACGGUCACCAACCUCUUCAUCCUCAACCUGGCCGUGGCCGACGAGCUCUUCACCCUGGUGCUGCCCAUCAACAUCGCCGACCACCUGCUGCGGCAGUGGCCCUUCGGCGAGUUCAUGUGCAAGCUGAUCAUCUCCAUCGACCAGUACAACACCUUCUCCAGCAUCUACUUCCUCACCGUCAUGAGCAUCGACCGCUACCUGGUGGUGGUGGCCACGCUCCGGUCCAGGAAGGUGUCCUACCGCACCUACCGCGCAGCCAGGCUGGCCAGCCUGGCCGUCUGGGCCCUGGUCUCCAUCGUCAUCUCACCCUUCGCUGUGUUCGCCAAGCUCCACCGGGAGCAGGGUCGCUCCCAGUGCGUCUUCGUCUUCCCCAGCCCCGAGAGCUUCUGGUGGAAAGUCAGCCGCCUCUACACCCUCCUGCUGGGCUUCGCCAUCCCGGUCUCCACCAUCUGCGUCCUCUACACCGCCCUGCUGGCCAAGCUGAGACGCGUGCGCCUCCACAGCAACGCCAAAGCCCUGGACAAAGCCAAAAAGAAAGUGACGCUGAUGGUGCUGGUCAUCCUGGCCGCGUGCCUCUUCUGCUGGACCCCCUACCACCUCAGCACGGUGGUGGCCCUCACCACGGACCUCCCGCAGACCCCCCUGAUCAUCGGCAUCUCCUAUUGCAUCACCAGCCUCAGCUACGCCAACAGCUGCCUCAACCCGUUCUUGUAUGCCUUCUUGGACAAUAAUUUCCGGAAGAGCUUUCGCAAGCUGGUUGAAUGCAGGGCGUCCUCCUAG
Messenger RNA from Gopherus flavomarginatus (Mexican gopher tortoise), 987 nucleotides. It is a transcript of the gene NPBWR1, whose product is annotated as neuropeptides B and W receptor 1. The transcript has a single exon. Gene Ontology annotation, biological process: neuropeptide signaling pathway. Gene Ontology annotation, molecular function: neuropeptide binding; neuropeptide receptor activity. Gene Ontology annotation, cellular component: neuron projection; membrane. Bases 1 to 987 code for a protein of 328 amino acids. NCBI's taxonomy places the organism in Eukaryota, Metazoa, Chordata, Testudines, Testudinidae. The record is from RefSeq and is a predicted model, not a curated record.